Pistacia vera is the source of this 1559-nucleotide messenger RNA. Its product is annotated as lecithin-cholesterol acyltransferase-like 1. The record is from RefSeq and is a predicted model, not a curated record. The coding region runs from base 123 to 1406 and encodes 427 amino acids. Lineage: Eukaryota; Viridiplantae; Streptophyta; Magnoliopsida; Sapindales; Anacardiaceae. Gene Ontology annotation, biological process: lipid metabolic process. The transcript has 2 exons.
CCACACGAUUCUUGUAGGGGACAUAACGAAGGCAGGACGUUAUUGUAGUCUGCAGAUCCCGUUCUUUGCCCGUCCUUUCUUUUUUUCUCUUUAUCUUGAUCAAUAGAUAAGGAAGAUAAGGGAUGAAAGGAUUGGGUUUGGAGGUAGGCGCAUUAAUAAUUGUGAUGCUUUGCAUGUGUCAAGCAACCAGCAACCUCCAUCCUCUGAUCUUGGUACCCGGAAAUGGUGGUAACCAACUAGAAGCACGGCUAACCAGUGACUACAAGCCUUCAAGCCUCUUGUGUAAUCGUUGGUACCCAACUUCCAGGGACAAGAACGGGUGGUUCAGGCUAUGGUUCGACCUCAGUGUUCUAUUUGCUCCAUUCACCAAGUGCUUUGCCGAGCGCAUGAUGCUCUACUAUGACCUUGAUUUGGAUGACUUUUAUAAUGCUCCUGGUGUUGAAACUAAAGCCCCUCACUUCGGUUCCACUCAGUCUCUCCUCUACCUCGAUCCUAAUCUCAAGCACGUUACAUCAUACAUGGCACCUCUAGUGGAAUCUCUGGAACGAAUAGGCUAUGUUUCUGGUGACAACCUCUUUGGAGCUCCCUACGAUUUUCGAUAUGGAUUAGCAGCAGCAGGUCAUCCAACCCAUGUUGGCUCCAAAUUUCUGCAAGACCUAAAAGCCUUAAUCGAAAAAGCAAGCACUUCUAAUGGUGGAAAACCAGUAAUACUUCUCUCCCACAGCUUAGGAGGGCUUUUUGUCUUACAACUUCUCAACAGAAACCCACUGUCUUGGCGCAAAAAAUUUAUCAAACACUUUGUUGCACUUUCUGCACCAUGGGGUGGCACUGCGGAACAAAUGCUCACUUUUGCUUCUGGGAAUACGCUUGGGGUGCCGCUUGUUGAUCCAUUGCUGGUGAGACAGGAGCAGAGGAGCUCUGAAAGCAACCUGUGGCUUUUGCCUAGUUCGAAAAUAUUUGGGUGGCAAAAUCCACUAGUUAUCACCCCAAAUGCUACUUAUUCAGCUGAUGAUAUCCCAAAAUUUCUUAAUGACAUUGGAUUUCCACAAGGGGUUUAUCCUUUUGAGACACGUAUUUUACCUUUGAUGGAAGAGUUAAUUGCGCCUGAGGUGCCGAUGACAUGCAUUAUUGGAAGCGGUGUAAGAACCGCAGAGAAACUGUUCUAUAAAACAAGUGAUUUCGAUGAGCGGCCGCAUGUUGUUUAUGGGGAUGGGGACGGGACAGUGAAUAUGGUUAGUUUGUUGGCUCUUGAGUCGCUAUGGGCUGAUAAGAAAAAUCAAUCCCUUAAGGUAAUUAGAAUUAAUGAUGUUUCGCAUGCAUCAAUUCUCAAAAAUCAUAUUGCCCUUCGAGAAAUAAUAGGUGAGAUUUCUGAAAUUAAUUCUCAAAUUAGGAGUAAUGUUAUGUAGAAAACAUAUAACUGGAUACAAACGCCAUUAAAAACAUCUCAAGGACUAUUUGUUUAGAUCCGGCUGUCUUUGCCUUGGUUUGACUGAUGUUGUUAUUUCUUAUUUAAAUGAUGAUCUUAAUCCUUAAAUGUAUCAUGAGUUGUAUAAAAGAAA